AUGAUGCUCUAAAAAUAUUUGAUGUAAAGCAAGGCAUCCCUUUACGCUUAUUCAAGAAUGGGCUUUGCAAAAAACAUCACCUUGACUCCUCAAGAAAAAGACUAUUAUACUAUUCUUGGAAUUCCUACUAGUUCUACUGCUGAGUAAAUCAAGGAGAGCUAUAGAAAGUUAGCUAAAAAGUACCAUCCAGAUGCUAGAGCAUCAGAAAGUGAAGCAGAGCGUGACCCUAACCCAGAUAAAUUCAGAGAUGUUAAUGAAGCUUAUGCAGUUCUAUCUCAAAGUGAAUCAAGAGUCAACUAUGAUUUACAAAGAAAGAAGAACCCUGACAACUUCAAAGCUAUGUCUGAGUUUGAGUAUAUUCUUGAAAAGAGAGUUGAUUUAAGAGAUAAGACUGGUCAUGUUCCACCUGCAGAGAGACCAUCAAGGGGAUCAUAUGCUGAGGAAAGACUUCAUCAACUUAAGGUUGAGAGGGAGAAGUACAAUGUAAACUAUCUCGGUUACUAUAAGGGAGGUGUUCCAUAAAAAGAUGCUGGUCCACUCAGAAGUAAAUCAAUUGGUAACCCUCAUGAAUUCCAUUCUCCUCAAAUUCACAACUACCUUGAAUUCAAUCAUUAAGACACUGCAUUUGUAUCAUCAGAAGAUGCCAUUAAAUUCAAGCAUUGGAUGGGCUCAGAUAUUGUUGAUUUCCAAAGAUCAAGACCAUACUAUCCUAUGCAUUACGAUAGAAAUAUGGACUUCUUACGUGAUAGAAGCUACUGGCUUGGCUUCAUUCUUUUGGUUAUGGGAGGUUCUUAUGCUAAAUUAAAAUACUCCUAAGAGUCAAACAGAUGGUUCUAAUGGAUAAGAAAAGAAGAACUUAAUACAAUCCCUGCCCAUCAUUUAUCACACAGAGGAGGAGUACUCUUCGAAAAGUAAUUUGUUGGUUUUGAAAAGUAUCAUCAAAAUAACGAAUCACUAAUGAACUGGUACAAAAAAGCAUAUCCUCUACAAUUCCAAGAAGCUCAUGCCACAGAAUGA
This is a messenger RNA of Stylonychia lemnae, 1017 nucleotides long. Lineage: Eukaryota; Ciliophora; Spirotrichea; Sporadotrichida; Oxytrichidae. The record is from the annotation of a GenBank genome assembly.